AUGACAGACAAUUUCUAUUCAUUUGAUGAUACAGAUGCUCUUUUAGCUUCUUUAUCUAGCUCUUCAGCAACCACACUUUCACCUUCUGAUAAUGGUGAAUUCAGCAGCGGUAAUAGCGCUAAAGCUUCAUCUUAUGGUUAUUCACCUGAAAAUGAUUUCCUAACAGAUGAAUAUUGGGGUAAUCAAGUUGAUGGUCAAGACUCAAAGACUUUAAAUGAUGAUUUUUAUUCAAAAGAUUUUGUAAAUUUUGAUGGUGAAGACAAUUCCAAUAUUAAAACUGAAAUUCAAAAUGAUAAUGGAUUCCAAUUUAACAAUAAUGAUACUACUACAUUUGAUAUUCCAAAGAUAAAUACUGAUCUUAAAUCUCAAGAAUCUGAAACGCCGUCACAAUAUAAUGAUAAUAAUCAAUUACCACAAUCUCAAUCUUUAAAGAAAGAAUCAUCAUCAGAAGAAAGUGAUUUCUCACCAGAAGCUACAACAACUACAUAUUCAUCAUCUGCAUCAGCAUUAAAGAAAACAAUAGGUGAUAAUAACAAGAUCACUAAACCAAAGAAAACCAAAGCUACACAUAAUGUUAUUGAAAAAAAAUAUAGAACAAAUAUUAAUUCCAAGAUAACGGCUUUAAGAGAUGCUGUCCCUUCAUUAAGAUUAGCUGCAGGUGAUGUAAAUACUACUUUAAAUGAUUUGGAUGGGUUAUCACCAGCUGCAAAAGUUAAUAAGGCAAUUGUUUUAGAAAAAGCUACUGAAUAUAUACAACAUCUUGAAAAGAAAAACAUGAUAUUAUUAAGAGAAAAUCAACAAAUGAAACAAUAUUUGGGUAGUAUACCAGCUCAACAACAACAUUAUCCUUCACAUUUCAAUCAACAAAUUCCACUUCAGCAGCAGCAACAACAACAACAACAACAUGAUAACUUCCAACCUGCAACUUAUAAUGGUCAACAAGUAAAUGUUGCAAAUGCUCAACCUCAACAGCAAUAUCAAAUGGGUGUACCAGCUCGUGUCUUGAUGGGAGGUAUGGCAACUAUGGUUGGUCAUAACAUGUUUAAUGGAGGUAAUGAUUUUAGUGAUUAUCGUGGAUUAUCAGCUUUCCCAAUAUUGGGUAAUCCACUUUUUGCCAAACUAUUACAUAUUAUUCAAUUUUCCUUUUUAGCUUCAUCAGUUGUUUCUUUAAUUUUCCCAUCAAUCUUUGCUUCAUCAGAUUCAAAUCUAACGGAUAAAUCUGGUAAACCUCAACAAACAAGAUCAUCAAUUACUUUACUUGAAUGGUAUGAAUUAGUUAAAGAAUUAGUAUUUAUUAGAAUUGGUUCAAAGAGUAAACAUUCUGCAUCAGGUAAUGAAAUUGAUACUUUAGUUAAUCAAUCAUUAUUAGGUAAAUUUGGAAACAAUUCAUAUUUCAGUUUAGUAUUUUUAUUAUUAAGAUUAUUCACUUAUGAAACAUCAUAUGAAGUAUCAUUUGCUAAAUUAGUAUUGGCCAAAUUAAUUUUAACAUAUUCUGAUUUUUCAUUAUUUUUCAAUUUAAAUUCUUUAGUGGAAUUAAGUAUUUCUGAAGUUGCUAAUCAAAAAGUUUCAGAUCCAGCUUUAAGACAUUUUUUUAAAGAAUUAAAAAGUCCAUUGGCUAAAGAUUCAGAAGCUUUCAAAAGAUUAUUAAAUGUUGUUACUGGUUUACCAAUCAGUACAAAUUGUGAAAGAGGUGUUGAAGAUAAAGGUUUCUUUUUAAUUUUAAGAGAUGAUAGAAUUUCUUUUGAUUAUAAAACUUUAUUGGUUAGUUUUAGAGCUAAUGAAGUUUUCCGUGAAGUUUUAUUAGAAUAUAUUAAUUUAACUUUUAAUAAAGAAGAAAUCAAUAAAUUAGAUAAUGAUGAACUAAAAGAAGGUAAAAAGGAAUUAUGGAAUAAAUUAAUUUCUGCUGAAAAUUUAGCACCAAAAAGAUCAGUUGUUGAUAUUAGAAUCAAAUUAUUUAAAUCAAUUUUGAAUGAAAAAUAUGUUGAUGGUGUUUUGAAAUUAGUUAGUGAAGAAUCAAAAGCAUAUACAUUAAAUCAAAAAUUGAAUGGUAAUGAAUCAAAUACUAAAUCAGGUGAGACUAUAUCAAGUCCAGUUGAAGAAGAAGAAGAAGAUAUCACAACAUCAAAAGAAGAAAAUGUUGAUGGAGAAGAUUUAGAAAAAACUGAUGAACAAAUUUAUGAUUCUGAUGAAUAUUUUGAAGAUUCUGAUUUUGAACCAGAACCAAUUACACCUUCAAAUAGUUUUGAUAAUUCUAAAAAAAAUAAAAUUACUGAACAACCAUUAAUUAAUGCUAAAUUUCAAAACUUAUUAUCUCAAGAUUUAUUUAAUGCAUUAGUUUGUUCAUCAAUUUUAAAAUAUGCACAUGCUGAUCAACAUGAACAAGUUUCUAAAUUGUUGAAAUAUAUUAGAUUCAAUAAAGAUGAAUUGACAUUAUUAUCAUUCAUUUCAUUAUAUAAAUUGAUUCAAAAAUUUCCAAAAAAAUGGGUUGAAGGUAAAGAAGGUCAAGUUAUUGAAAAUUUAGUUGCUCAUUUAAGAGUUUGGAUUGGUGAUUCUAGUAAUGGUAAUUUUAAUGAUUUAAAAGAAGUUGGCUUACAUUUGAAAAGAGAAAUUAGUGAUGAUUUAGUUGAAACUGGAAAAUCUUUUAAUGAAUUAAAUUAA
Molecule: messenger RNA, 2658 nt
Organism: Hansenula ciferrii
Lineage: Eukaryota; Fungi; Ascomycota; Saccharomycetes; Phaffomycetales; Wickerhamomycetaceae
Exons: 1
Coding region: 1-2658 (885 amino acids)
Molecular function (GO): protein dimerization activity
Source: RefSeq, a predicted model, not a curated record